This is a messenger RNA of Ilex paraguariensis (yerba mate), 561 nucleotides long. The record is from the annotation of a GenBank genome assembly. NCBI's taxonomy places the organism in Eukaryota, Viridiplantae, Streptophyta, Magnoliopsida, Aquifoliales, Aquifoliaceae.
AUGGAUAUUCAACGAAGGCCAUAUUUACAUGGAUAUUCAACAGUAGCUGGACUAGGUGACCAGACUAAGGCCCUGUUGGCUCCUUGGAAUAUUUGUUGUUUUGAAAUCAAAUACUCUUCAGCUGUGGAUGAAAUGUUGUUGAAAAUGAAAUUUGUAGUGUUUGUGCGAAUUAAUAUUACAUUUAGUAGNGUGUCUGAGGACUUUCUAUGGCAUACUCGUGGGCCUAAACGCGGAGAGCCUCGUGGCUAUGCUUUUGUUCAGUUUAGCACCAAAGAGGAAGCUAAACUGGCCAAGGAGAAGAUGCAUGGGAAGUUGGUAUGUGGCCGUCCUUUGGUGGUUCGUCUUGCCAGUGAGAAAUACUUGCUGGAAAUGGCAGGGAAUUCUGGCAAAGCAGUUGGUGAGGCAAACAAAUCAGGCCUUACAAGUAGCUGUUCGGGACAGAUGUACCGAAGUGCUAAAAUAGCUGCAAUAAAGAACAAAUUGAAAGCUAUGGAGGAAGAGGGCCCUAGCACGAAGAAGCAAAAACAGAGUGAAAACAAUUCUGGCACUGAUAAUCUCUGA